Messenger RNA from Bacillus rossius redtenbacheri, 886 nucleotides. RefSeq lists its product as uncharacterized. The record is from RefSeq and is a predicted model, not a curated record. The transcript has 2 exons. Bases 173 to 784 code for a protein of 203 amino acids. NCBI's taxonomy places the organism in Eukaryota, Metazoa, Arthropoda, Insecta, Phasmatodea, Bacillidae.
AUAUAAAAUUUCUGUUCAUUCAUUUUUUUUGUUGUUGUUUACGAUACUUACCUAACCGACUAAAAAAAAAAACAAAAAAAAAACAAACAAAAAGUCUCAAUUUUUCCGUGAAAGAUUUUUUUUUUCUCUUCCGUUCUCGAAAAAGUGAAGAAGAAUAUAAAGAAGCGGUGACAUGGAGGACAUGUCGUGUCCGGACUGGCCUUCGUCGGCGGAGACGACGGAGUCCAAGGACUGCUCGUCGGGGGGAGAAGGGGGACCGACCAAGGACGGUGACUCUGACAGCGCCGCGGGCACCGAGUCGGGGUACUUCCUGAAGGAGCCGCCGGCAUCGUCCUCCGCGGCUGACGUGUCCUCCGCUUCGGAGUCCUGCUCGCGCAAGAGGUGGACGCCCGGUAGGUCCAAGGACCCCCGGACGUACCCUCCUCCUUUUUGGACUUCGACCCAGAGGACCGCCCCCAGCUUCGCCGGAACCGUGCCCUACGUCGCCGGAGACGUCCUGCAGAAGUUCGAAGUCCCGACCGUUGCCUGCUCCGACGACGGAUCCGAGGUGUACGUGGGGAUGUACUCGGAUCUGCGAGAGCGCGUGGCGCUGUUGCAAGCCGGUCUGGACUUCGACGACGAGCGAGCCGUCGCGGCGCACCGCAAGCACCGGGACUUGGCUGCUUCCACGGGCUCCGUCGAGAAGGGUCUGAUGGGGCACGUCGCGUCGCUGGUGGCCGACGUGGAGGAGCGGCGGAGGCAGGUCAAGGACAAGUACAAGAACAAGUGCUGCUUCAACUUCUGACGGGACCCUUCUAUCUAUCUAUCUCUCCCUCUCUACCUCUGUGUGUGUCUGUGUGUCUCCUGUUGUCGCGUAGAGAAAUAAAUUCCGUGUAAGUAUCAACCA